Fomitopsis serialis is the source of this 782-nucleotide messenger RNA. RefSeq lists its product as uncharacterized. The transcript is spliced from 5 exons. Lineage: Eukaryota; Fungi; Basidiomycota; Agaricomycetes; Polyporales; Fomitopsidaceae. Bases 32 to 682 code for a protein of 216 amino acids. The record is from RefSeq and is a predicted model, not a curated record.
CGACGCCUCUUCAUACUGCGCGCCUUCCACCAUGUCCGACUCUGCACUCUUUUGGACAGAACUAUCCGCGCUUGAAGAGUUUUUAACACAUGAUACGUUUUGGAAUAACCCAAACCCAUUCAAUGAACUACAACUCCCAACCUCGCCAGAAUUGCAGCAGACGUCGGCAUUCGAAGCCGACGCACUAGAACCCAAGCACAAAAGAAGGCGGGUCGACGACGUAUGUGUGGGUGAAGGCAUUGCGAGUGGGUCGUCCGGCCACGGCGGAGGCAUGGUGGAGGGUUUACAGUCCAAUGAUCAUAACGGUUCUGUAUCAGCGCCGACUGAAACGGCGUCGGGCACGGACUCGGCACAGUUAUAUGCCGCCAACUCCCAGUACGGGGAUUACACGGACUCACUGACGGAGGGUACACAUGUGGCCUGCCAAGACGUCAAGGAAGCACUCGAGAAGCAGUUCUGCAAGCCAACGCUCUUCAAGUGCCCGAACUGUGGCAGCGAGCAGUCUCGCGUCGAUAGCCUCAAGCGGCAUGUUAAGAUGACCGACGCUUGCCGCGAGCCCGUCCUGGCCGCGGUGAACAAGGUCAUGUCCGAGAGGCUCGCGGAGGGCGAUACAAACUGUCAGCCAGUGGCCAGCGUGGACGACUUGAGCCCCAUGAAACAUCUCUCGCAGUACGAGGUUUGAAGGUGGCAGCAUGGACUUGGUAGACUGCCUCCGGAGAGGUAUUCGCGCGUGGCUAGAGUUUCGGCUGGGAGUUUCGUUGUAGAUAUGUAUGUAUAGUAUG